Diutina rugosa is the source of this 1542-nucleotide messenger RNA. Its product is annotated as SNG1 family protein. The record is from RefSeq and is a predicted model, not a curated record. The coding region runs from base 1 to 1542 and encodes 513 amino acids. The transcript has a single exon. Gene Ontology annotation, cellular component: membrane. Lineage: Eukaryota; Fungi; Ascomycota; Pichiomycetes; Serinales; Debaryomycetaceae.
AUGGUAGACUUGGAUUCACGCUCGUCGUUCAGCUCUCACUCCACCGCCCUCCGCGACCCCGUCACCUACUCGAAACAGGGGUCGACCAAGGAUGGCGAGGUCCUGGCGUACCGCGGCGAGCACGAGGAGACCGACAACGGGUUGCAACGCCAGCUGACGUUCUUGGAACGGUGCCAGACCCGGUUGUCGUUUUUCAACUCCAACUUGCGGCCCGUCCGCCGCAACAUCGUCUCCCGAUUCAUCAUGAACUACAUCGUGAUGGCGGUGUUCAUGUUGUCGAUUUUCUCGAUCUACUGGGGGUCGAUGUUCCACAAAACCGACCACCAAAGGUAUCUUCGGAUGUUGGUGUUGAUUGAGGAUACCGAGACCAUCGACGGUAUCCCCCCCAUUUUCGGGGACCAACUCCAGAGGGUGUUGGCCACACCGCAGGCGAAGAAGAUUGGCGAGUGGCACAUUUACACCCCGGAAAACUUUACCUCAAUCGAACCCAAACACGCCAAUUCGCGGUCGGAAGCGGUGGAAACGUUGAUUCACGACCAGCGGUACUGGGCGGCCCUCCACGUGAAGCCCAACGCCACUUAUGAGCUUUACAAAGCCGUGGUCGCCGCGAAUAAGAGUUACAUCGCCGGUAACGAAACCUGGCGCAAUGUCUACGAAACGGGUCGUGACUAUGUCAAUGUCCCCACUUACGUGGUGAAAAACUGCCAGUCGAUUCAGGGGAUGAUGCUUGCCAACCAGCUGUCAAUGACGAAGUCGCUAUUUGAUGCCAUCCGGAAUAAAGGGGAAGACGCCUCCAAAAUCAUGGAGGACGGGUGGGAGGUGAUUUCGCAGCCACUCACGUUUGAGGUGUACGAUCUUCGUCCCGUGACCGACAGUACCGUGCUUGCCCCGGCUCAGGUCGGGUUGAUUUACAUGGUGCUCGUAACGUUUUUCCAAAUCAGUAUGUUCCAAGAAUUGCACACCACUGUGGGUAAGUCGGGGCUCAAACCGAGACACAUCUUAAUCUAUCGACUUUGUUCGUCGCUUCUCUCGUACUUUUGGUUAUCGCUCAUGUACUCGUUGGUGUCGUUGGCUUUCCAAAUCGACUUUACCAGAGCGUUUGGUCGGGCCGGGUUUGUCGUUUAUUGGAUGACUAACUGGAUGGCCAUGACCGCGGUGGGGACGAUGAACGAGUUGGCGGCGCAUAUCUUCAUCAUGUUUGCCCCGUCGGUGCUUGGGUUCUGGUUGAAUUUCUGGGUGAUUGCCAAUAUUUCCCCCAGUUUCACCCCGAUGGCGCUCACCGCCAAUUUCUACCACUACGGUUAUGCCAUGCCCGUGUACAACGCAUACGAGAUUACCAAGUGUAUUUUCUUCAAUACCUACAGAGGCCACAUGGGUAGAUGCUACGGUGUUCUUGCCGCGUGGAUUGUUGUUACCAAUGUUGCAUUGAUGUUGAUUAUCCCCGUCUUCAUGAGAAAAAUGGCUGCCCGUGCGAAAGCUGAGGCCGCGAAAAACGCUAAACAAGCCGCCGAAAAGGAAAAGGCGACCAACGGGGAUGCUUAG